AGAGUGUGAAGAUCCCCAUGGACGGGCUGGGGUGCACUGGGCAGAAUUGGGGUGCAAAGUUUGUUUAGGGUUUGGGGGGCACAGGGGCGAUCUGGGUGCGGGGAGGUUCUGUGGGAGCUCCACUUGGUUUUGGUUUCGGUUCUAGUUCUGAGCCGGGGCUCCCGGGGGAUCCCCGAGCCGGGCGGUUUGGCUCGGCUCGGCUCGGCUCUGUUUUCCCCAGCGCGGCCAGCGUGCCCCCCCCUUGCUGUUCCUUCCCCAUGCCCCGCCCGCCGGUCUCGGCACCGCCUCCAGUUUCGUUUCCCGGCGGCUGCGGCGGCUCCGGGACGCGGAGCGGUGGGGAAUGGAGCUCCGGGAGUACCAGCGGGAGGCGGCGGCCCCGGCCCUGCGCGGCCGCAACAGCAUCGUGUGGCUGCCCACGGGCGCCGGCAAGACCCGCGUGGCCGUCCACGUCUGCCGGCAGCACCUGGAGAGCCGCAGGGGCGGCAAGGUGGCCGUGCUUGUCAACAAGGUGCACCUGGUGGACCAGCACACCGAGAAGGAGUUCCACGCGCUGCAGGACACCUUCAAGGUGUCAUCCAUCAGUGGGGACACCAGCCACAAAACCUUUUUUGCCGACCUGGUGAAGAAGAGCGACGUUGUCAUCUGCACAGCCCAGAUUCUGCAGAACGCCCUGGUGAGCACGGAGGAGGACGUGCACGUGGAGCUGACAGAUUUCUCGAUGCUGGUGAUAGACGAGUGCCACCACACACACAAGGACGCCGUCUACAACAAGAUCAUGCUGAGAUACCUCCAGCGCAAGCUCAGUGGGGAGCAGGACCUGCCACAGGUCCUGGGGCUGACGGCAUCCCCUGGCACUGGAGGGGCAACAUCCUUUGAGGGGGCCGUAGAGCACAUCCUGCAGGUGAGCACCAUGUGCUGCAUUGUCCUGGGCAGCUGGGCUCAGGAUGGAAGCAGGGUCUUCCCCUCUCAGAUCUGUGCCAACCUGGACACUGAGAAGAUCACAUCGGGGCAGAACGAGUCGCAGCACCUGCAGAGCCACGUUCCCCUACCCAAGAAGCAGUAUGACCUGUGCCAGGAGAGAUCACAGGACCCCUUUGGUGAGCAGCUGAAGAAGAUGAUGGUGCAGAUCCAGCAGUUCAUGGAGAAGCCGUAUUUCUCGCGGGACUUUGGCACGCAGAUUUAUGAGCAGCGCAUUGUGGAGCUGGAGAAGAGAGCUGCAGAGAUGUUUUGUCGCAAGACGCGGGUGUGCGCCCUGCACCUGCGCAAGUACAACGACGCUUUGCUGAUCAACGACACCGUGAGGAUGGUGGACGCCUUCCAGUGCCUCCAGCAGUUCUACAGCUCUGAGAGGGAUAAGAAGGACCCUACUGAACAGUUCCUCACCGCCACGUUUGAGGAGAACAGGGCGAGCCUGCAGGCACUUGCUGGGGAUCACCGCUAUGAGAACCCCAGGCUGGCCAAGCUGGAGGGGAUCCUGCGUGAGCACUUUCAGCCCCUGGGCACUUCUCGUGGCAUUGUCUUCACCAAGACAAGGCAGAGUGCCCACAGCCUGCUCAGCUGGCUGCAGAGCACAGCCACGCUCUGUGGGCAGCACAUCAGGGCUGCCGUCCUCACUGGUGCUGGCUACAGCAACCAGACCAGGCACAUGACACAGAAUGAGCAGCAGGAUGUGAUCAAGCAGUUCCGUCAGGGAGCCCUCAACCUGCUCUUCUCCACCAGUGUGGCCGAGGAGGGCCUGGACAUCCCCGAGUGCAACAUCGUGGUCCGCUAUGGGCUGAUGACCAAUGAGAUUGCCAUGAUGCAGGCCCGGGGCCGUGCCCGUGCUGAGAACAGUGUCUACUCUGUCCUUGCCAAAGCCAACACCAGAGAGGUGACCCGAGAGCUGCUCAAUGAGGACCUGGUGGAGCUCAUGAAGAAGGCGAUUCAGGCAGUGCAAGCCAUGCCUGAGCAGGAAUACUUCCAAAAGAUCCAGGAGCUGCAGCGGGUGGCCGUGGCCAGCUGGCUGAUGAAGGAGGCCAGGAUCAGCGAGCGGCGGCAGCUGCACGAGGCGGCCGCCGUCCGCCUGUACUGCAUCAACUGCAGCAGGGCCGUGUGCCGCGGCAGCGACAUCCGCACCGUGGAGGGCAUGCACCACGUCAACGUCAACCCCAAAUUCGGGUCGUAUUACAGAGUUUCCUCUGGGAAAAUACAGUUCCAGAGGACUUUCAAGGACUGGGAGCCCGGCUGCCGUAUUUCCUGCAAAGACUGCAGCCAGGACUGGGGGAUGGAGAUGCUGUACCGCCAGGUGAAGCUGCCUGUCCUCUGCAUCAAAAACUUUGUGGUGGAGACACCAGCAGAGAAGAGGAGGUACAAGAAGUGGGGGGCUGUGACAUUUCCCAUUGAGGCGUUUGACUACGUGGAGUACUGCUCUGGCACCUACGGCCUGUCCUUCUAGCAGGAGCUCUGUUCAGAAGAGGAUCAUUCACAGGGUAUUUUCAAGGUGCUACCUGAAAAGGGGAGGCUUCCUCAACCCUUGGACAGAGAGCCACGGCUCACUUCUCUCUUCCUUGCUGAUCUGGGCCCCAGCUGGAGCCCAUGGCUGCUGAAGGAACUUUGCUGCACCCAUGUAGAAAGGAUGAGACUCUAGGAUUGAAAACCACCCAAACCCUUCCUUGCUCCCCUUGCUGCUGCCUUCUCCUCCACAACCCUGCCAGGAGAACCAUCAUUGCUGUGGGUCCAGGACACUCUGAUUUACGAACUUGACGGGUCUCCAUUAAAACACACAUUUUAUACUGAA
Messenger RNA from Serinus canaria (Common canary), 2776 nucleotides. It is a transcript of the gene DHX58, whose product is annotated as DExH-box helicase 58. Bases 341 to 2434 code for a protein of 697 amino acids. Gene Ontology annotation, molecular function: zinc ion binding; DNA binding; single-stranded RNA binding. The transcript has 12 exons. Gene Ontology annotation, cellular component: cytoplasm. Lineage: Eukaryota; Metazoa; Chordata; Aves; Passeriformes; Fringillidae. The record is from RefSeq and is a predicted model, not a curated record. Gene Ontology annotation, biological process: response to virus; positive regulation of interferon-beta production; innate immune response.